Molecule: messenger RNA, 2469 nt
Organism: Trichosporon asahii var. asahii CBS 2479
Lineage: Eukaryota; Fungi; Basidiomycota; Tremellomycetes; Trichosporonales; Trichosporonaceae
Product: beta strand repeat-containing protein
Exons: 1
Coding region: 1-2469 (822 amino acids)
Source: RefSeq, a predicted model, not a curated record
AUGCGCUUCGCCGUUCUCUUCGCUGUCCUCGCGACGACCGCGCUCGCUGCCCCCGCUGUCAAGCGUCAGGAGUCUGUCCCUGCCGCCGACUCGACCACCGGCUGGACCGAGCCUGGCUCGGGCUCCGCUUCUGCCUCUGCUUCUGCUUCUGCUAGCGGCGAGGCGUCUGCCUCUGCUUCUGGUGAUGCUGAGGCUUCACCUUCUGGCGAGACUGCCUCUCCCCCUGCCUCUGGCUCCGCUUCUGGUGAGGCCUCCGCUUCCGAGGGCGCUCCUACUGGCUCUGCUCCUGUUGCUCCCUCUGGCGCCUCCGGUAACGCGACCCUCCUCCCCAUGCCCCUCCCCACUACUGGCACCAACGGGUCGACCAACGGCACCGACUGUGCUGGCAAGAAGGGCAAGGGCCAUGGCAAGGGCCGCGGCAAGGGUCACCGCAAGGGCCACGGCAAGGGCCAUGGCGAGGACUCCGACUCUGAGGAUGAGGGCGAGGGCUCCGCCAACGCCACCGUUUCUGCUCUCCCCUACCCCUCGGCGUCGGGUGGCUUCAACAACACCCAGGACCCCGUGUUCAACGGCACUGUUCCCCCUGUCCUGAAUGGCACCGCCAACGGCACCAACGCUACCGUCAACGAGACUCUGCCCAGCUACGCCCCCGGCACUGGCUCGGAACUCCCCGGCCAGCCUCGCUUCUUCCGCUUCGCCCGCCAGGAGAUCUCUGACUCACUCUCUGCCUCUGUCUCUGCCUCCGCGUCUGAGACCUCUGCCUCUCCUUCCGCUUCGGCUGAGGUCGAGGAGGGCGGCAAGGGCGGCGGUAAGGGUGGCGGCAAGGGCAAGGGCCACGGCAAGAACAAGGACAAGGCCAUGCCCCCUGGCAUCGAGCACGCGCCCGGUCUGAACGGCACCAUCCCUCCCGGUCUCGCUGGCCGCCUCAACGGAACCAACGGCACCGACUCGGCCAACGCCACUGGUGGCGCCGAGGCUGCUGCGAUCUACGCCCGCCAGGAUGCCACUGCUUCCAUCACGGGCUCCGUUUCGGCGUCGAGCAACGCUUCUGUCUCCGCUUCCCCUGUCGCCAGCGCUUCCGCCUCCCCUGCUGGCGACGCUUCGGCCACCGAGGACAUCCAGAUCGAGGAGUCUGCGACUCCCUCGGCCUCUGUUUCCGGAAACGCUUCAGCCUCCGCUACCGAGGAGGUCUCUGCGUCUGCCUCCGUCACCGGCUCCGGCAAGGGCAAGGGCAAGAAGGAGAAGGCGACCGCUACCGACGCCGCGAGCGUGACCGAGGCCAGCGCUGAGGCCACUGAGAGCGCCGGCAAGGGUCACGGCAAGGGUCUCGGCAAGGGCAAGAACCGCCAGUCCACGAUGGAGAUCACGGGCGGCUCGGGCGGUAACGGCGGCGACGGCGGGAACAGCAAGCACGGCAACGCUGGCAACGGCGGCAAUGGCGGUCCCGGUGGCGACGUCAACUUUGGCGGCAAGAAGGGUGAGGACGAGGACGACCAGGGCGAUGACUCGGAUGAUGAGGACGAUGAGGACUGGGGCGACGACGACUCUGAUGACGAGGAUGAGGGUGCGAGCUCCGCCUCAGUCUCUACCUCCGCCUCCGCCUCUGUCUCUGCUUCCGCCUCUGCCUCUGCCCCUAUCUCUGCUUCUGCUUCUGCCUCCGCGUCCGUCUCGCCUUCGGGUGCUUCCGCUUCAGCCUCGGCUUCCGACUCUUCUUCGAUCGCUGCGUCUAUCACGGAGCAGGUCUCGGCCUCGCUCACGGGAUCGAUCUCCGACUCGGCCGUUACCGCGCCCACUGGAUCUGUCUCUGCUUCGGGCUCUAGCUCUGGCUCUGACGCUGGAUACCCCACCGUCUCUCCUUCUCCCUCCGUCUCUGCCUCUACGAACGCCUCCGCGAGCAUCUCUGCGACUGGCGCCCCCACUGGCUCUCCAUCUGGUUCGGCUUCUGCUUCCGCCGGUCCCUCGAACUCGUCUUCGACCGAAGUGUACAGCUCUGAGCCUGGCAACGUUUCAGCCUCGUCCCUGACUGGCGCUCCCACCUCUGCUUCUUCUGGCGCUUCGUACUCCGCUUCUGCGUCUGGAUCCGCCGGGGAGUCUGCUAGCGUCUCUGCUAGCGCUUCUGACUCUGCCUCUGCGUCUGUCUCUGGUACCGAGUCUGCUAGCGCGUCCAGCACCGACGCCAGUGUCACUGGUAGCGCCAGCGCCUCGGGGUCGUCUGACUUGUCGAGCGCUAGCUCCAGCGUCGUCUCCGGUUCAGCUUCGUCGGUCUCGACCAGCGGCUCGCUCUCUGAGUCUGAAUCUGCGACUGUGACUGGUACUGGCUCGACCGACCACGGCUCGGCCCAGGAGAGCGCUACCGGAUCGCCCACUGCGUCUGUCUCGGACUCGAGCGUCUCUGGCGUCCCAACUUCGAUCGAUGCGUCGGCUUCUGCUUCCGCCAACGCUUCUUCCAUCGCGGCCACGCCCUAUUAA